Molecule: messenger RNA, 771 nt
Organism: Fusarium tjaetaba
Lineage: Eukaryota; Fungi; Ascomycota; Sordariomycetes; Hypocreales; Nectriaceae
Exons: 2
Coding region: 1-771 (256 amino acids)
Source: RefSeq, a predicted model, not a curated record
AUGAAGCGCUCACGAGAGCUCGAAGAAGAUAUAGAUUCCGAUUCUGAACAGACAAACGCGGAACCGUCCCUACGUCCAGUAUCAAAAGUAACUCAGCUUGAAUCGGCCAUCGACGACGAAGAGGAUACCAUAGCCAUGAGGUGCAACUUGCCUCCGCACAGAGAGCCUCUGGCCUUUAGAUCCUACGACGAAUACGAGGUCCAUUACAACAAGUCCCAUACUAAUAGGUGUCUUGAGUGUCACAAGAACUUCCCAAGCGAACAUCUGCUCAACGUCCACAUUGAAGAAUACCACGACCCUCUAGUGAUUGUGAAGCGGGAACAAGGCGAGCAUACUGUGUGUACUAUACCCUGGCUUUCCAUCGACCAUUACGAGUCUGCAACUGACCCCUUGCGCUUCAGUAUUCGUGCUUUGUCGAGGGAUGUGAGCAACUUCUUCUUUGCCGUCACUAGAGACGGUAUUGACGGUAGGCGGUCCCUGCUAAACGAUGGCAGUCAUCAUCGCCGCCGAUCAUCAGCCAACUCGCAAGCUAUAAAGAACUCUAGGCGUCGCGCCAGUCUCAUGGAGGGUGAGAAUGUCUCUUCACAGCCGGAGGACACAUCAAAAGAGGCACCAAAGUCACCAGCGGUGAAGAACGUGGAAAACAAGCAGGAAAAGCACAAGCCAGCCGACACAGAAAUGGCAGAUCUUACAGGUGCCAUGUCGUCACUAUCCUUUGUCCCACCGAGUGUCCGGUUUGGACGUGGAAGAGCUGGCUUUUCCAAAAGAUGA